UAGCGAGAGAUCUGACGAGGUAAGUGAACGCUGAAGAUACAGAGACUAGGAGUGGGUUAGUCGUAAGGAUGUACGGGGGUGGACAAAAUCAGCGAGGGGGAAUGGGAGUUUACGGGAACGCGGGCGGUGGCGAUAAUGGAUACGGCGGGUACACAGGCAAUAACGGAUACAACGGGGACACAGGCGGAAACAUAGGUGGUAACACGGGUGGAUACGUGGGAGGCGCCUCAGGCGGUAAUGGCGGAAUGGGGGGCAGGCAGCCCCCGACGUGUUAUACAUGUGGCAAGCCGGGUCAUUAUUCCCGCGAGUGUUGGAUGAAGCGGGGACGGCAGGAUGACAGCGAGAUGGAAGAGAUACGACAGCAGCAUAGGGUGAUGAUGCAGGAGAGGCGUGAAGCGGAGGAAAAGAGAAGGGCAGAAGAACAGAGGAUACUGCACGAGGAAAACGAGAGAAGACGUGAACAGGAUAUGCAGAAGUGGCGGCAGCAGACAAAGCAAGCGGUGGAAGCCGCCACAGUGGCGAAGGCAAAAGCGGAGGAGGUGAGAGCCAGGGCGGAAGAAGCGCAUGCCAAGGCGGAGGAGGCACGGGCAAAUUUUGAGAAGGCUAGAAUCGAGAAGGUGAGGAUGAGUGCGCGCAGGGCACGGGAUACACCGGCGAGCUCGAGUAAGAAGAGAGUCGGGGAGUAUGAAUCGGAAGAAGAGACCUCGGAGGAUUCAGAAUCGGACGGCGACACCACUGACUCGGAUGAAGAGCUGAGGAGAACUAUCGAACGUUUGAAGAUGGAGAAAAGAACGAGGAAGUCGGGGAAGAGGGGAAGACCGAAGAAACAAGAAAAUCUGGCGAAUGAGAAGACACCUUUCAAGACACCUGACAAGAUUCAGUCCACGACGGAACGGGGAGAAUGUUCGAGAGGGAAGGCACGAACCAGUCAUAAUCGAGAGGAUAUGGAAGACGUUUUGAGGAAUACAAACGACAUUGGGUGCGGUUUCGGGGAACCAUGGGAUGAGAUCAAUCAAUGCCGGGGCUCACCGAGGAUGGGAGGAAUAAGGUUCAACAUACCGAGGGGCGACGGUGAGAUGCGGGCAGAUGAACCAAGGACACCAAUGGAGAACGACUACAAGGGUCCGGCGGCAAAAUGUUCCAGGGAGGGCAUUAUUGACUAGUGUCUAUCAACACAAAAGAUCUUAUCCGCCAAGAAGGCAUCUAUGCUACGAAAGGUGUGUCAGAAGAAGGGCAUCAGAUAUACGAGGAAACUUGAGAUCAUUGAUGUCCUAGCUAGGGAGCAAGUGAAACUUGCAUACGAGGGUUUUGCGGAGGUGGAGACGGAGCCAGGGGAGGAGGAGGGAGCGGAAGUGAAUCUGGGGGAGGAUAUGGCGGGACCUGAAAAGAGAGGAACGAGGUCGUCGGUUCAGUCAGCACCGGCGAGA
Messenger RNA from Chara braunii, 1427 nucleotides. Lineage: Eukaryota; Viridiplantae; Streptophyta; Charophyceae; Charales; Characeae. The record is from the annotation of a GenBank genome assembly.